AUGUUUUCCAAGUUUAAGAUAGAGAAGGCGCCAAGCGCCCUCUACAGACGCGAACCGAGCCAUUUUGAGGUAAAGCAGUCUGCCAUCUCUUUGCCACUCCUUGAGGCGUGCGACCAGCGUAUUCGCCAUCUGCGCGCUGAGAAUGAGCAGCUACGAGCUGAAAAAGUGGAACAUGUUAAGAUCAUUAAUGGCCAGGCGACGGAAUUGGCAGAGAGAAGAGCUGAAGUUUUCCAGCUUCGCCAGGAACUUCAGCUUCUAAGACACGAAGUUUCCAAAAAAAAGAACACCGUCAAAUUUAACAUCAGCCGCAAAAGCUAUUGGGACGUGGACAGGGCUGCGCGGUCUUUGAAGAGGAAAAAAAUCGGAGACUACCUCCGAAAUGCUGCAAAGAUUUUACCAGCAGAAUUUAAACCAAUCGAGUUAAGUAUCAUUGCAAAAUUUCCUUGAUAAUUACUCAGUAUUGCCGCUAAUAGUUUUCAUGAAGAAGCUGAUAUGAUGCCAUCGCUGUACAAGCUGAAAGGGUGACGUAUGAAGUGUGCCCACGGUAUAUAGAUAACUUUCAGCGGGCUUUCAGAUGAAACAGUAGAGAAAAAUGGCUGAAAACGGGAAAACAUUACACGUAGUCGCAGUUGUGCUGUUGUGCACAUGUUACGAACACUUAAACCUCACCACCGCAUCUCUUUUCUUUUGGCCGACCUCAGAGAAUCAUUUAUUUUGCAAUUCUUUUGUUGAUUAACGUAGUUUACCUGAUUUUACUCGUGCAGACGUCUCUUAUUUUCUAGAGUAAUUAUUUAGAUGCUCUUUGUUUCUUUUUUUCACACAGGUUAAAUUUAAUGUAAGCGGCCGUGAAUUAGUGAUCCCACUAUCUGACUACCAAUAUGACGGCGAUGACGAUGAGGACUACGCUCACGAGGUCGUACAAAGGAUGUUGGCAGCGAAGGAUGAAGGACUUGUAAGUGACAAAGCAUACCACGAACUGAGGAUGGCGCUCCUUGAGAAAGUUCGAAGUCACGUCCCGCCACUGUCCGCUAUCAAACAGGAAAGGAGUUCCCAAAAUAAGGAAAUCAAAGUAAUUCAAAUCCCGGAGGUAAAUUAAGUUUUAGAGAACAUUUAGCAGUGUUUUUGACAGUUUCCCACCAUGCUUGUUGGCAAAAUCAUGCCACAUAUUCCACCUAGGAUGAUUUCCGGGUAUCAUAAGUGACACUGUGCACCAGUACUAUUUAAGUUUAUUUUGAUUUGUAGUGUUCAAUUUGUAAUGUGACUGUGGCAAGCAUAAUAAUUUACAGAACACUUAAUUUUUUUGGGUUUCAAAUAAAUGCAGGCCAAACAAGCUGAUGGUGCCCGGAGGAGUGUUCGUGAUGUUUUACAGUAUUUAAUCGCAAUACCAGAAGUUAAGGAUGCCAUAAAAAAAGAUGGAUCAAAAAUUAAACUUAGAUUUGCAGCUGAUGGGAGGAGGACAAGCAAAAGGAUUGGCACAGUAAUGGCUGUUUUCAACAUUCUGUGUGAAAAUAAAGCAACAUACUAA
This is a messenger RNA of Pocillopora meandrina, 1525 nucleotides long. NCBI's taxonomy places the organism in Eukaryota, Metazoa, Cnidaria, Anthozoa, Scleractinia, Pocilloporidae. The record is from the annotation of a GenBank genome assembly.